Molecule: messenger RNA, 8769 nt
Organism: Vollenhovia emeryi
Lineage: Eukaryota; Metazoa; Arthropoda; Insecta; Hymenoptera; Formicidae
Gene: brm
Product: ATP-dependent helicase brm
Exons: 19
Coding region: 285-6587 (2100 amino acids)
Biological process (GO): positive regulation of transcription by RNA polymerase II
Cellular component (GO): nucleus
Molecular function (GO): ATP-dependent chromatin remodeler activity; histone binding; transcription factor binding
Source: RefSeq, a predicted model, not a curated record
CGCCGUGCGCGGAAGCGACGCGAACGCCAUGUUCGGCCAUUGGCUGGCGAGCCUCUACGGCGAGACAAGAGUGGAAAUAUGGCCGACAGCGUGCAUCUCUCGGGGUCGUUCGGCGAGGUGUGAAGACUCAACUCUCGGCGCGUUCCCGUGUGUCUCUGACAGCAAUUGCGCGCGUGCGGUGGCACACGCAAGGAUGAAUCCGGCCUGCCCGCCGCGAUAACGUGGAGCCCGGAGCGGAACGGAAGCGAGUCUUGGAUAAGCUGGAACCUUUCGAGUGCGGCAACAUGGCGAGCCCCUCGCCGCAGUCCUCGCCCAUGCCGCCGCCGCAGGCACCCAGCCCCAUGGGUCCCCCGCAGCAGGCGCCGUCCCCGUCCAACGCGCAGGGCAGUCCGAUGGGGCCGCCGCAGCAUCAUCCCCACAGUCCGACGCAGAGCUACCAGGCCGGUCCGCCAAUACCACCGGGCGGACCGCCUAUGACGCAGCCGCCGCAGCAACCCCCGCCUCAGCAACAGAGUUAUUCGCCCCACCCGCAACAGAUGCCACCCAACAUGGGCCCGCAGAAGGGAUCAGGUGCCUUCGACCAUACCUUUUGGUCAUAUAACACAGAUAUUAAUAGUGCACGCGUAGGCAUAAAUUAUGAGAAUCAAGGUCCAGGUGGCCCAGUCGUGCAGGUACCUACCUCCCAAGGUCCUGGAGGCCCAAUGGGACCCGGACAAAUGGGUCCAAAUGGACCACAAAGUGGAUCUCAUAUGAUGCAAGGUGGUCCUAACCAGAUGGGUUCUAACGGGCCUGGACAGAUGGGACCGGGAGGUCCAGGACAAAUGGGUCCAGGAGGACCAGGUCAGAUGGGUCCUGGAGGGCCUGGACAGAUGGGACCAGGAGGCCCAGGACAAAUGGGUCCAGGAGGCCCUGGGCAAAUGGCUCCGUCUCAUAUGGUGCAAGGUGCAGGUCCUGGGGGACCUCAUAUGGGCCAGAGUGGGCCAGGACAAAUGGGCCCAGCUAGCGGACCUGUUCCAGGACCUCAGAUGGGUACUGGAGGACCUCAAAAUUCUCAAAUGGUUCCUGGCGGUCCCGGACAUAUGGGUGGACCUCCAAGUCAUAUGAACGCAAGCGGUCCACCGGGACCAGGCCACAUAACUCCUGGUGGUCCUCCCGGUCCAGGACAUAUGGGUGGCACAGGACCCCCAGUAACAGGACACAUGAAUGCCAGUGGACCUCCCGGAUCAGGACAUAUGAAUGCGAGUGGUCCUCCUGGACCAGGUCACAUGAACACUAGUGGACCUCCUGGUUCAGGUGGUCAUAUAAACAGCGGGCCACCGAUUCCCAGUCAUAUGAAUGCAAGCGGUCCGCCAGUAUCUACACAUAUGAACGCGAGUGGUCCGGGAAGUCAUAUGGGUCCUGGUGCUCCUGGCCAGAUGCCUACAAGUAGUCCUGUAGUGCAUAACAUGGGUCCAGGAGGUCCGAACCAAAUGGGCCCGGGUGGCUCAAAUCAGAUGAUGGCAAACAGUCAAACACAAAUGGGGCCUAGUGGGCCAAUGGGGCCUGUUGGACCAACAGGACAAAUUGGGCCAAAUGGACCUGGACAAAUGGGUCAUAAUGGACCUUCACAGAUGGGCCCAAACGGACCUACGCAGAUGGGUAUGGGUGGUCCACCUGGACAAAUGAGUAUGAAUGCGCCAAGUGGACAAAUGGGUCCUGGCGGACCUGGUAGUCAAAUGGGCCCUGCAGGAGCAAGUAACCAAAUGGGACCAAGCGCUCCAGGCAGUCAAAUGGGACCUACCGGUCCAGGUGGACAAAUGGGACCAGGAAGUGGACCUGUAGGCCAACUAGGACCUAACAGUCUUGUGCAAAUGGGGCCUGGAAGUGGUCCAGGAAAUGUACCAAUGACAACAAGUAGCGGCCCUGUUAUUGGUCCUAAUGGACCUAGCGGAAUAUGUGUGGCCAGUGGGCCUGGUGGACAAAUGACUUCUAGCAGCGGUCCUGGAGGGCAAAUGAGUACAGCAGGUCCUGGAGGCGGCACUGGAGGACAAAUGGGCCCAGGCAACGGUCCUGGAGUGCAAAUGAAUGCCGGCAGUGGGCCUGGCGGUCAAAUGGUACCUGGAGGCAUACCUGGACAAAUGGGACCAGGCAGUGGACAGAUGGGACAUGGUGGUAGCGGACCCGGAGGCCAAAUGGGGCCAGGAAGCGGACCUGGUGGACAGAUGGGGCCGGGCAGUGGUCCCACUGGUCAGAUGGGACCUGGAGGACAAAUUCCAUCUAGUGGUCCGGGGCAGAUGAUGCAAGGAGGUCCGGGUUCGCAAAUGGGCCCGAAUGCUCCGAGUAAUCAAAUGGGACCUGGGCCGAAUAGUCAAAUGGUGCCGUGUGGUCCAAAUAAUCAAAUAAGUCAUACAAAUGCAAGUGGACCAAUGGGACCUAAUGGGCCGAAUAUUCAGCCUCCUACUACUCAAAUAGGUCCCGGCAGUCAAAAUCAAGGCCAAGUUCCUGGUGGUACAACGCCAUUAGUAUCGGGAGCUCCAGUGAAUCAAAUGAGUCAGACUGGAAGUGGACAAAUAGGACCUACUGGGCCUGCAGGACCACCGGGAUCAGGACAAGAGAAUUUGAAUGCACUUCAAAAGGCUAUUGAUUCUAUGGAAGAAAAAGGAUUGCAAGAAGAUCCGCGAUAUUCUCAAUUAUUAGCCUUAAGGGCUCGUCAAGGCAGUGGCAUGGGGGAUAAACAAGCUUUCAAUACACAACAAUUGCAACAAUUACGAGCUCAGAUAAUGGCGUACAGGUUGCUAGCAAGAAACCAGCCUGUACCGCAGCAAGUUGCACUAGCUGCUCAGGGUGGCGCGCCUCCCCCUCCUGGGAUUCAACGCCCCAUAGAUCCGUCUCAAGGCCCUGUUCCAACAGUUGGGCCACAAAUACCAGGUCCAAAUGUUAUUGGUCCCACAGGUGCUCCUAGACCGGGCUGUCAAACACCGCAGCAACAACAACAGCAGCCUCAGUCUGGCGCUAAAGCAAACAGAGUGACAAGUAUAGCAAAACCCGUCGGAUUAGACCCGCUAUUAAUAUUGCAAGAACGAGAAAACAGAGUUGCAGCCCGUAUAUCGCUUAGAAUGGAACAGCUUAGCAAUUUGCCGACAAACAUGCCAGAAGAUCUUCGUAUACAAGCUCAGAUCGAAUUGCGCAUGCUGAGAGUACUAAACUUCCAAAGACAAUUAAGAUCUGAGAUUAUAGCUUGUACUCGGAAAGAUACCACUUUAGAAACUGCAGUAAAUGUGAAAGCUUAUAAACGUACGAAACGGCAAGGUUUACGUGAAGCUAGAGCUACCGAAAAAUUAGAAAAGCAACAGAAAUUAGAAGCGGAACGUAAACGAAGACAGAAACAUCAGGAAUUUCUUAGUUCCGUACUACAACAUGGCAAGGACUUUAAAGAAUUUCAUCGCAAUAAUGUCGCAAAAUUGGCUCGACUUAAUAAAGCAGUGCUUAACUAUCACGCAAAUGCUGAACGUGAACAGAAGAAAGAACAAGAACGUAUUGAAAAAGAGCGUAUGCGUCGUCUUAUGGCGGAAGAUGAAGAAGGAUACAGAAAAUUAAUCGACCAAAAGAAGGAUAAGCGUUUAGCGUUCUUGCUAUCCCAAACUGAUGAAUAUAUCAGCAAUCUUACAGAAAUGGUUAAACAACAUAAAAUAGAACAAAAGAGAAAGCAAGUUGAAGAACAAAAGCGUAAAAAGAAAAAGAAGAAAUUGCAAGAUGGUGAGAGUACUGAAGAUGGUGGAUCCAAUGAUGAUACUCGUGUUGGUGUAAUAGAAACAGCUACUGGUCGCACAUUAACUGGCGAUGAAGCACCAUUAAUGAGUCAAUUGUCGGCAUUUUUAGAAGCUAAUCCCGGAUGGGAGCCAAUUGAAUCAGAUAGCGAAGACGAUGAAGACGAUGAGAAUGGAGAUGACGACGAUAAUGAGAGCAAGUAUAAAGCAAUGGGUGAUUCUGAAGAAGAUAGGGCAAAGAAAACGAUACAUAAAGCGAAAGUGGAAGAUGAUGAAUAUAAAACGGAAGAGCAAACAUACUAUAGUAUUGCUCAUACGGUUCAUGAGGUUGUUACUGAACAAGCGAGUAUUAUGGUGAAUGGAAACUUAAAAGAAUAUCAAAUUAAGGGUCUUGAAUGGCUAGUAUCAUUGUUUAACAACAAUUUGAAUGGUAUUUUGGCAGACGAAAUGGGUCUCGGUAAAACAAUUCAGACUAUUGCUCUAGUAACAUAUCUUAUGGAAAAGAAGAAAGUUAACGGUCCAUUUCUCAUCAUUGUUCCAUUAUCGACAUUAUCAAAUUGGGUUCUUGAAUUUGAAAAAUGGGCACCAAGUGUUGUCGUAGUAUCAUACAAAGGUUCUCCAGCUGGCAGAAGAGCAAUACAAUCUCAGAUGCGAGCUACAAAAUUCAAUGUUCUUUUAACGACUUAUGAAUAUGUUAUAAAAGACAAGGGUGUAUUAGCCAAACUGCAGUGGAAAUAUAUGAUCAUUGAUGAAGGACACAGAAUGAAAAACCAUCAUUGCAAACUUACUCAAGUGUUGAAUACACAUUAUUUAGCUCCGCAUCGGUUAUUGUUAACCGGUACACCGUUGCAAAAUAAGUUGCCAGAACUGUGGGCUCUUCUGAAUUUCUUGUUGCCUUCAAUCUUCAAAUCCUGCAGUACAUUUGAACAGUGGUUUAAUGCACCUUUUGCGACGACUGGCGAGAAGGUGGAGCUAAAUGAAGAAGAAACUAUUUUGAUUAUUCGUCGUUUGCACAAAGUAUUGCGGCCUUUCCUAUUGAGACGCUUGAAGAAAGAAGUAGAAUCGCAGUUACCUGACAAAGUGGAAUACAUUAUCAAAUGCGAUAUGUCUGGCCUACAAAAAGUUCUUUAUAAGCAUAUGCAAAGUAAAGGUGUACUAUUAACCGAUGGAUCUGAAAAAGGAAAGCAAGGAAAAGGCGGUGCUAAAGCUCUUAUGAAUACGAUUGUGCAACUGAGAAAACUAUGCAAUCAUCCAUUUAUGUUCCAAGCUAUAGAAGAAAAAUACUGUGAACAUGUAGGCACACAAGGUUCUGGUGUUAUUACUGGACCCGACCUAUUUCGUGCGUCUGGAAAAUUCGAACUUCUCGAUCGUAUUCUCCCUAAAUUGAAAGCUACGAAUCAUAGAGUAUUAUUGUUUUGCCAAAUGACUCAGUUAAUGACAAUUAUGGAAGAUUAUUUAAGUUGGCGUGGAUUUAUGUAUCUACGAUUGGACGGUACAACAAAAGCAGAAGAUAGAGGAGAUCUGUUAAAGAAAUUUAACGAUCCUGGUUCAGAAUAUUUCCUUUUCUUGCUAUCCACGCGUGCUGGUGGUCUUGGUUUAAAUCUUCAAGCCGCUGAUACAGUUAUCAUCUUUGACUCCGACUGGAAUCCUCAUCAGGAUCUUCAAGCUCAAGACAGAGCACACAGAAUUGGACAGAAGAAUGAAGUGCGCGUACUCCGAUUAAUGACUGUUAAUUCCGUCGAAGAGCGGAUAUUAGCGGCAGCCAGAUAUAAAUUAAAUAUGGACGAGAAAGUAAUUCAGGCUGGUAUGUUUGAUCAGAAGUCCACUGGCUCCGAGCGACAGCAGUUCCUCCAAAGUAUUUUACAUCAAGAUGACGCUGAUGAUGAGGAAGAGAAUGAAGUGCCCGACGACGAGACUGUAAAUCAAAUGAUUGCUAGGACAGAAGGUGAAUUCGAAACAUUCCAGAAAUUAGAUUUGGAGCGGCGACGUGAGGAAGCCAAGUUGGGUCCAAAUCGCAAAUCGCGAUUGUUAGAGGAAGCUGAGUUGCCCGAUUGGCUGGUUAAAGACGACGAUGAAGUAGAAAGAUGGACCUACGAAGAGGAUGAAGACAGAUUCCUUGGAAGAGGUUCAAGGCAACGUAAAGAGGUUGAUUAUACAGAUAGUUUAACCGAGAAAGAGUGGUUGAAGGCAAUUGAUGAUGAUGGCGCUGAGUAUGAGGAGGAGGAAGAAGAGGAUAAGAAAAAGAAAAAGACACGGAAACGAAAGAAGAAAGGCGAGGAAGACGACGAGCCUAUGCCGAAGAAACGAAGAGGUGCCGGGUCUUUGGUCGAUCCUAAAAUGAAACGGGCUAUGAAGAAAUUAAUUACAGUAGUUGUUAAUUAUACCGAUAGUAGUGACGGUCGAUUAUUGAGCGAGCCUUUUAUGAAAUUACCUUCACGAAGAGAAUUACCAGACUAUUACGAGAUCAUUAAGAAACCUUUGACUAUCAAUAAGCUGUUACAAAAAAUUGAAGAGGGCAAAUAUGCUGAUUUAGACGAGCUUGAGAAAGAUUUUAUGCAACUUUGUAAAAACGCUCAAAUUUAUAAUGAAGAGGCAUCCCUAAUUCAUGAAGACUCGAUAGUGUUACAAUCCGUCUUUACAAAUGCGCGUCAACGUCUUGAAGAGGAAGGCAAUAAUUCCGAUGGAGACGACAAAGAUGGCGAAGACGGUUCAGACGCGGAUUCUAGCGUAAGAAUGAAAAUUAAACUAAAAGGAAGAAAGGGUGAGGGCAGAGGCGGUCGUAGAAAGAGAGUUACUAAAAAAUAUAUAUCAGACGAUGAUGACGACGCUGAUGAUAAUUAAAAAGUAUUGUGAUGCGUCUUGCGAACGUAAUUCACAUAAUUUAAAUAUUUAAUCAAAUGAUUUCAAUUAUAUUAUAAUAUCCUACUGUAAACCCUCGAUAUAACAGAUUUUUAAUUUAACGGAUAAGUAAUAACACAUUAUAUAAACGCCGCAUUGCACAGUGCUCCUUUUUUAUCGCAUUUGUCUUUAGUAGCGUGGGGCAGACUUGCUUUGUUUCGGUCUCAAUCUGCCUCAAAAUAUCGUGUGGUCAGAUUGUAUACAGAGUGUUUCUGUGAUUUCUGAAUAAAUUUGCGUUAUUUAUUAAAUAAUUUGAUAUAACGGACUUAUGGCGUUAAUGAACAUCUCUUGCCCCCUAUUAAUCCGUUAAAUCGAGGAUUUAUUGUAUAGCAGAAUCUUAUUGAAGUACAGCCAAGAAUGGCGUGUACGUGUAACUCUAUCAUAGCAGUGAAACACUGCUUUAUUAGUGUAAACUUUUAAUGUGUUGUUAAUUUUUAUAAUUAGUGAGCUCAUCGAUAAAUAUUGAAUGGCAAAUAUUAUCGUACAUCUAUUUAGAUACAUGUAUCUCGAUAAAAGAUCAGUGCAUAACUUGUUCUUCGGAUAAAUAUGCGAAUAAUUGAUUACAUUUACAACGUACUGUACAGACAAAAGAUUAGUAUUAAGAUUGAUUUCAGAUAUUACACUCUUUACUUUGCGAUUAAGUCUAAUUAAAUAUUAUAUUUAAAUUUCGACCGCUGAGUCUUAUUUUGAAUUUUAGUUCUUUAUUUCACUAUUGGGGUUACUAUUGAGGUUAACAUUUGGGUACUCUAUGCCUCGCUGCAGUAGUAUCAUGUUCAUAGAUAUAUGCAGUACAUAAAGUAGUCAUCAGUUUGCUGAAAUGUUAUACAAUUCUUUUAGAAACAUUUUGCGACACAGUUGUGAAUACAUUGGGGAUGUUAAUUAUUGGCUAUUCAAUAAUUUUUCACUAUUGACAUUGUUUUCAAAUCAAUCUGCCUUUGAAACUUUAGUUCAUACAUAGAUAUGUCAUUAUUUAGUUCGAUCCCAUAAGUAUGGUAUACAAGAUUUAUUUAUAUAUUAUGAUAACUAUCCUUGCUUAAUUGUGUAACAAGAGAAAUUGUGAAGAAAACUGAAUUUUACCUAGCAAUAAUUUUUGACAUUUAAACUUGAUAAACUUAAAAUGCAUUUUACUAUAAUUUUUAUGUUUGCCAAAUUUAAAUAUCUCUUUUCCUCAUUUUGCAGUAAAAUAUAAGGGCUAUUAUUUUUCAAUCUUAGAAGAAAAUGGCGAUGAUCGAUGCAGCGAGUAUUCUGUAUAUAAUUGCUACGUGAUACUGAUUUUAAAUAUUAUAAAGGAAAAGCAAGGGGUUGGUCACUGAGAUACUCUUUGUGCAAGGGCUAGGUAAUUGAGCGGCAAUCCAAACGAAAUCUUGGGUAAUCCAAUAUAUCCGGGGUAAUUUUAAAUAUUCUAAGGUAAUCUUGAGUAAUAUGAGAUAGUAUUGGAUUAUCUGUGAGUAAUUUGAGGAAGUAUUACGUAAUCUCUGAGGUAAAUUAAGGGUAAUUUUUGUACACUGUAACCUAACCGCUAGUGACCAACUCCUCGAGGAAAAGUAACUGUAUCUUUGAUAUGAUAUAUUCAUUUUAUCAAUGAAUAUAUUAUAUGAUAGUUAGGAUAUGAUAUAUAUGUAUUAAUCAUGCUAUAUUUAUACUAAACUGCGACAUUUGAUUUUUACAUACCAGAUUAAGGUAAGCCAUUAUACAUAUUCAUAACAAAUUUAUCACAAUUUCUUCAAGGUUUAUAAUGACAACAGUAAAUGUAAUUUUAUGUGUGCAAAUGUAAUAUAUAAUCGAAAAGUAUUCCAAAAAUAAAUUAUAGUAUACUAAAUCAGUUGCGUUAAGUAUAAGUAGAUAAUGCGUGAAUAAAGAGAAAAAAAUUUGUGAAAAGUCGAUAAAAUUUGACAAGUUACAAUUUCUCUAUGUAAAAUUACUCUCUCCAAAUAAAAGUUACACUCUUUAUAACGAUUUUUUGGAUUUUUAAGUCUAAGAUACCACGGUUUUUGUGACAGAAAUUAUUUAUUUGCUGAAAAUAAAUAGAGAUAUAUAUAUAUAAAUGUUACACAAACAGACGAAUUAUAAGAACAAUGUGAAAUAGAUUUAAAACCAUUUCAAAUAUAUUACAUUUUUAAGCAAA